AUGCUUCCGCGGAAAUCCCAUCCGAGGAUUUGGUAUAGUGCCGAUCCAUUGAACCAUAGACUAAUUUCAGUUGGACGCGUUCUUCACAAUCCGCAGCCCAUCAUCAUUGAUGGACAGGGCCAUCUCCUCGGCCGACUUGCUGCCAUAGUGGCGAAGCACCUGUUGAACGGUCAAAAGAUCGUCGUCGUGAGCUGCGAAAGAAUUAAUAUUUCUGGAAACUUCUUCAGAAAUAAACUGAAAUACUUGGCUUUCCUACGCAAGCGUUGCAAUGUGAAUCCUGCCCGUGGCCCGUUCCAUUUCCGAGCGCCUAGCAUGAUCUUCUGGCGAACUGUCCGUGGCAUGAUCCCGCACAAGACAUCUCGCGGAAAGUUGGCGCUGAAGCGCUUAAUGGCGGUUGAAGGAAUCCCGCCGAAGUACUCUAAGCUUAAGCGCGUCCGUUGUCCGAACGCCAUGCGUGUUGUUCGUCUUCGUAAGGGCCGCAAGUGGUGUUACCUUGGACGCCUGAGCCAUGAAGUCGGCUGGAAGUACCAGCAAGUCAUCCGAUCACUCGAAAUCAAGAGACGUAUGAAAGGUUCGCUGUACGCCAAGGAGGAUCGCUUCAAACACUGUGCGCUCCAAGAUGUGAGAGCAUCUUCGUUUUCUUCCUGUAGGCUUUUACCAAGUCCAGAUGUGAUUGCUAUUGGUAAAAUCGGUGAAUUUACCAGCUCUGGAAUGGUUUUGAUUGAAAACGGCACCAUUCCUAGCCUGGUGCGAAACGCCGGGGAUCCAAUCGAGAGCAACGGUGAAGAUAUCGACGUGGAUUCAGAUGGAACCAAAACCAGUAGCGUCAGUGCGGAUGAAGCGGUUAAAAGUCAAGAAAACGGGGCGGAAGACAACGAAGGCGAGAAACCCGAUGACACGUUGGAAAAUGCCGACGCGUCGACGAAGCACAAUCUUUCAACUGAGUGUGGAUUAGAGUUCGCUAACGAUCAAGCAGUGAAGGCAGCCCCACCAACCGGUCGUGGCGUUUCCCUUGAAAUGUUGCUUCGAGAUUCGGUUAUUCGUCCUGGAACUGCGGUACUUUCUGUGGAAGUUGAGGGGAAAUGCUACAAAGCGCACUUAUUCAAAGAUGGCUCAACGCAAGAUAAGGAAACCGAAAAGAUGCAUGAUUCUGCAACUGCCUGGGCGAUUUGGAAGCUGCGUUCGGUAGAUCCGAAUUUCAAACCUCCUGAUGGCCUAAGCUGGUGUUCACAACUUUUGUACAAAGGAAAAGACUUGGAACAUUACAAGAAGCUGUGGUUCGAAAUGAAAAAGAACGCGCAUCUGAAAGGCGAAUCAGAUAAUUCAUCAGGAUUCGGAAAGCGGCAAGUGAUACGCCAUGAAAGUUUAGGUCUGCGAUAUAAUAAUGAAGUGGACAGCAAUCUUUUGGUCAAGUGCUACCCAUUUAGUCGAAUUGGCAAGUUACAGCCAUUCAAUGUCAGCUUGUCUGUUGGGGCAUUCUUCAUGAUAGAUCUGCAUUCUUCUCUCACCACCACGGAGGUGACGGGGUACCUGGGUGGCACAUGGGAUGUCAAUUCUCACACACUAUCUAUCAAAGCAGCUUUCCCUUGCUGCUGUCCUUUCGGAGAUAGUGAAAAUGCCCCGUUGGUCGAGUACGACAUUGCUUGUGCUAUGCAGGAAGCCAACUAUACUCUUGUCGGAUGGUAUCAUUCGCAUCCGAAGUAUUCUCCGUAUCCGUCCAUUCCUGACAUAGAUGCUCAGCUGGAUUAUCAAAUAAAGAUGAAAGGAAGUUCAGACGCCUCUUACAUUCCUUGUGUGGGCAUAAUCACCACCCCGUUCAGCAAUGAUUCGUCCAGUCUGGAGACAAUGUUCAGCUGUUACUGGGUUGUGCCGCCUCCUGAAUCCAGACCGUUGGAGUAUCCUUGUCCAAUGCUGAUGGAGUAUUCAGCGUCUCCCGAUCCCCCAUUGUCACAGAAAGAUCUCAAAGACACUAAGCUAUUGCUUGAUUAUUACCGGAGUUCAGAGAUCUGCGUGGAUAUGUCGAGCCUGUAUCGCGAUGAACAGACUUACUGGGACAAAAUGGAGGCAUCCCUGAAGCCGAAGCUCAUGCAAGACUCAGAAAACGGUGCCAAAAUUUGGGAACUCCUCGAGGAAACUUUCCUAACGCAUCGAGACGAUGAUUCCAUUGUUUCCGCGGAUCGAGUGAGGAAUCAAAGCACAUCGGAAGACGGGGAAGUGUCGAAAAAGGAGAAAUCGGUUAAAACCGAAAUUACUGUGGCAGUCAAGGAAGAAAUCGUCGCGGAAGAACCGAAGGUGGAAGUGAUGAACGAAAACAGCGAGAAGAUGGACGAAAGUGUGCAAAUCCCACUGAAGACUGAGACGGCCGACGAGCUUUUCGAGAAUCCCGUUGAGCAGAACCCUGAAGUUGAGAAAUCCGAAGCUGUGGACGAUGUUCACGAAGAGUCUCAUGAAGAGAACAAAUUCAAGGCAGAGGCCGAGGAAAUUGUGUUGGAAACUGAUUGCAAACCCGUCAGUCCAGACGCUCUUGUUGAUAGAUGAUCAUCCCUUUUGUUUUAAUCGUGACCUUUUUUUUUUUUUGAACGUGACCAAUAAGUUGGUUGUGUAAACAUUGUCUUGUCUGCUGCGCUUUAGUCGCAAGGAAGUACCUUGUCAGAGGAACAGCUUCAGAUAUGUUUUUUUUUUUCGGUGCCCUUCGUGUAUCGAUGUGCAGGUGUUGGUGGAUUUCAUUACGUAAGGUCGGAUGAAAGCCACUUUAUUUGCUGAGGUCAGUGCUGUGAUCAUGUGGAGGAAGUUUCAAUGUAUCUUGAUGGAUCUCGUAUUCUUCCCGCUUUUUUUUUACUUGGAAAGUGGUCGACUUUCUUUAACUGCUAGCUGACCUUCAAAUCCCUUGAAAGAUUAGCUUUACCCCUACGUGCCGAAUUUAUUCAUGUUUUUAUUCGCUCUAUACACGAUGCCUGAUGUAUUCUUGUACUCCGUGGAGAUUUCAGAAAGAAAUUCCGGUUUUUUCAGAUA
Messenger RNA from Notodromas monacha, 3012 nucleotides. The record is from the annotation of a GenBank genome assembly. NCBI's taxonomy places the organism in Eukaryota, Metazoa, Arthropoda, Ostracoda, Podocopida, Cyprididae.